UCCCCGUUUGCCCGUUGCCGUUGCCCUGUAAAAGUAAACUUACUUGAAAAGUUUUUAAGUUAUGUUCAUUUUAAUUUGAUUUUUCGGUGAAUAAGAAUCAAGACUAUUUACAAGAUGAGUGUCACAAGUAAUUCAAUAAUAUCUGAUGCUGAUGCAAAGAAAGCCGAAACGAUCAAAGAAGAAGCAAAUGUGUACUUUAAAAAGGGGGACUUCAAUAAAGCAAUAGAACUCUAUUCUGCUGCAAUUGAAGUUAAUCCAAAUGUGGCUGUAUAUUAUGGUAAUAGAAGUAUUGCUUACCUCAAGACUGAGUGCUAUGGCUAUGCCCUAAAUGAUGCGACCAAAGCCAUAGAAAUUGACAGAAGUUACAUCAAGGGUUACUACAGGAGAGCUGCCGCUCACAUGUGUCUUGGGAAGUUUAAACAAGCUCUAAGAGACUUUGAAGCGGUGGUGAAAGCAAGACCAAAAGACAAUGACGCUCGUCUCAAAUAUCAAGAAUGUAACAAAAUUGUUAAAAAGAUAGCUUUUGAAAAGGCAAUUGCAGUUGACGAUACCAAGAAGUGUAUUGCCGACUCAAUCGAUUUUGAAAACAUGGCUAUUGAGGAUGAGUACAAUGGACCUGCACUUGAAGAUGGUAAAGUUACUGAAAAGUUUAUGACAGACUUAAUGGAAUCCUACAAAAACCAAGGAAAACUUCAUAGGAAAUACGCUUACAAGAUUCUCUUGGAUGUGAAACAGUUAUUCAUGGGUUUGCCUUCCUUAGUUGAUGUCACCAUUGGGGAUGACAACAAAUUCACUGUGUGCGGGGAUAUUCAUGGACAGUUCUACGAUCUCAUGAACAUUUUUGAGUUGAAUGGACUUCCAUCACCAACAAAUCCUUAUCUCUUCAAUGGUGAUUUUGUUGAUAGAGGAUCAUUCUCGGUUGAAUGCAUCUUUGUCCUCUUUGGAUUCAAACUGCUCUACCCGGACUCAUUUUAUAUGGCUAGAGGAAACCAUGAAAGCCAGACUAUGAACCAAAUGUAUGGUUUUGAAGGAGAAGUUAAGGCAAAAUAUACAGCCCAAAUGGCAGAACUCUUCACAGAAGUUUACAACUGGUUACCACUUGCUCACUGUUUGAACAAAAGAGUGCUGGUUAUGCAUGGAGGUUUGUUCUCAAAAGAUGGGAUCACACUAGAUGAUAUUCGAAAAAUUGAUAGAAAUAGACAACCUCCAGAAGAAGGUCUGAUGUGUGAGUUGCUAUGGUCUGAUCCUCAGCCAACGUAUGGUAGAGCUACCAGCAAGCGAGGUGUCGGUGUACAGUUUGGACCAGAUGUUACAAGUGACUUCUUGAACACCAACAAUCUUGACUAUAUUAUACGAAGUCAUGAGGUUAAGAAUGACGGAUAUGAAGUUGCUCAUGAUGGCAAAUGUAUCACAGUUUUUUCUGCACCCAACUAUUGUGACACCAUGGGCAACAAAGGAGCUUUCAUCACUUUAAAAGGCAGUGACAUGAAACCUCAAUACACUACAUAUGAUGCUGUGCCUCAUCCCAACGUCAAACCCAUGGCCUACGCCAAUUCGUUACUUAAUUUACCUUUUUUGAUGUCAUAGGGAAAUGACAUGGUGGACAGUCUUUGUUACCAAUAGUUCAAUUUUGUUCGAGAACAUUAAUGAAUUUCAGAACUUCAAUGGUUUUCAAUCAUCACUGGAAAUUGAAGAAAAUGAAGCUGCCUUCAGCCUUAUUGUUGUGUAAAAACAAUUUUUUUAUUGUUAUUAAACUAUUAUUUAUCAAAUUUCCUACAACGGAUAAA
Messenger RNA from Macrosteles quadrilineatus (aster leafhopper), 1787 nucleotides. RefSeq names its product serine/threonine-protein phosphatase 5 (gene PpD3). Gene Ontology annotation, cellular component: nucleus; cytosol. The coding region runs from base 115 to 1587 and encodes 490 amino acids. The transcript has 11 exons. Lineage: Eukaryota; Metazoa; Arthropoda; Insecta; Hemiptera; Cicadellidae. The record is from RefSeq and is a predicted model, not a curated record. Gene Ontology annotation, molecular function: protein binding; protein serine/threonine phosphatase activity.